This is a messenger RNA of Cynoglossus semilaevis (tongue sole), 492 nucleotides long. RefSeq names its product transcription initiation factor TFIID subunit 1-like. Gene Ontology annotation, biological process: RNA polymerase II preinitiation complex assembly; transcription by RNA polymerase II. Gene Ontology annotation, molecular function: RNA polymerase II general transcription initiation factor activity; histone acetyltransferase activity; TBP-class protein binding. The record is from RefSeq and is a predicted model, not a curated record. Lineage: Eukaryota; Metazoa; Chordata; Actinopteri; Pleuronectiformes; Cynoglossidae. The transcript has 2 exons. The annotation marks the transcript as partial. Gene Ontology annotation, cellular component: transcription factor TFIID complex.
GUGGCGGAGGAGGGAGAUGGGAUCAUCCUGCCUUCCAUUAUCGCACCGUCUUCUACUGCUGAGAAAGUGGACUUCAGCAGCUCCUCAGACUCCGAGUCAGAGGCCGAUCGUCCCUGUCAGGGCUCCGGGUCGGGGUCACCAGACAGGCUCACCCUCCCACUCGCUGGUAUCAUGCAGAAAGAUGCAGCCAAGGCGCUGCCGGGUGUGACGGAGCUUUUCCCAGAGUUUAGACCUGGACGGGUGCUGAGGUUCCUGCGUCUGUUCGGACCUGGGAAGAGCAUGCCGUCUGUGUGGAGAAGCGCUCGCAGGAAGAAGAAGCGGAAACACCGGGACCCUUUACCUGGAACACCUCCUCCAGAGGGAGAGGCCACGGAGCAGGCUGAGGAGAAGAAGUCUGGGUGGAUUUACGAAUACGCUGCUGCUCCUCCUCCAGAGCAGUGUCUCUCUGAUGACGAGGUAAACCUUACAAGACACCUGUCCACAGGGCGUCCU